AUGUCGCGCAAUCUAGUACGCGAAUACAAGACCAACAUCACUGCCAUGACAGCGGUAAUGACUGAGGAGCAGAAGACUCACAGCAUCAUGAACCUGGCGGGCUACAUCAACAUUCUUACUUCUUUGGGCAGGUGGGAUGUAGAGCUGUCCAACGCAUGUCUAGAACUCGCACGACUCUACUUAGGAAAGAAACACUACGCGCAGGCAAAACAAGCUGCCAUGGCAGGGUCGCUCGUCGAGAAGAACUUCUUCAUUGAUACUUGGAAUCAGCAGCUGAACGACAUACUAGGACAGUGUCAUCAGGAGGACGAAAGGCUGCGUGAGGAGUACAACAAAGGGGCCAUGGGUCCUUUUUCGAUCCUACCUAUGUAG
Alternaria conjuncta is the source of this 372-nucleotide messenger RNA. RefSeq lists its product as uncharacterized. Lineage: Eukaryota; Fungi; Ascomycota; Dothideomycetes; Pleosporales; Pleosporaceae. The transcript has 2 exons. Bases 1 to 372 code for a protein of 123 amino acids. The record is from RefSeq and is a predicted model, not a curated record.